UCUGAAUUGAAUCUGAAUCUGAAUCUGGUGCAGAACCGAGUUUCUGCCUCACAGCAAUAGAGACCCAAGUUUGAUCCUGACUUCAGGUGCUGUCUGUACGGAGUUUGUACGUUCUCCCUGUGACCGCGUGGGCUUUCUCCAGGUCCUCCGGUUUUCCCUCACACUCCAAAGACGUACAGGUUUGUAAAUUGAUUGGCUUCUGUAAAUUGACCCUAGUGUGUAGGAUAGAGCUUGUGUAUGGGGUGAUCCUUGGCUGGCUUGGACUCAGCGGGUCAAAGGGCCUGUCUCUGUGUUAUAUCUCUCAAUUAAUUACAGAAGAGUGAUAUCAUUUCUGAAAACUUUGGCAACACACCAGGUAUUUUGUAGAGUGCAGUAGGACAGUAUUUUUUCUGAGUUUAUGAUUAACACAAUUAUUACAGCAACAUGAUUUCACAAUAUUGAAAUGGUUUCAUUUAGACAAGCUUUUUAAAAAGCUCGCAGUGAAAACGGGGUGACUGAAGAAACAACCAGCAAGGAAGAAAUAUGGCUGUGCAAAUAUUCCUCUGCUUUUCGUUUUUAUUCUUUCCAACGAUAAUUGCAGGACAGUUUGUUUCCCAGUCUCCACGUACCAUAUAUGCAGAAAGAGGAGAAUCAGUUUCAAUGACCUGUGAAAUCACAUUUACACAUGGAACGCUAGUGGGCACUAGUUUACUAAGGAAUCCUUUCAACCCAAUGAAACUUUGUUAUGUCACCAAUACAUCUGCGUUCAUACCUGAUAUGCAUAAACUUCGUUUGGGUUGCAUUGGGACACACGAUGCAAAGAGGAUCAACAUUACUCUCAAAAAUCUCCAGAAAAACGACACUGAUAUUUACUAUUGUUCUUCUGGGAUAGAGAACGGUAGAUUAAAAGACUUCAACUCUACAGGAACAAUACUUUUUGUAACAGACGAAACCAAGCAUAACUGUGCCACAGAAGAAAAGUGCACAUUUGCUGUUUUUAAGGAUCCGCUGAUGAUUGCAAUGAUUAUUCUUACCGUUGCUAGCUUCCUUUGUGCACUGGUUCUGUUAAUUCGACAUGGGAAAAAUCACUAUCAAGAGGCCGAAUCUCAACGAAAACGAGUUCCAAAUUCAGUGUAUGAAGAUAUGAACUUGGUACGUUCGCAAAGCAUGGCUCGUUAGUGGUCAAGUAAAAUGAGCCUUAAACAUUUGAUUCAAUGAUCUAUGAAAGGUAAAAUGCACCAUCAAAGUAGGAUAGGACCUGAUGGAAUCUGCAAAGUUCUUAAUCAUUUUCUUCACUGUUUUGUUUCUGUGACGUAAACUUUUAUGGAGUAAGAUGGAAUGCUGAAAUCUUGAGCAAAACACAAGAUGCUGGAAUAAAUCAGCGGGUCAGGCAGCAUCUGUGGAGGGAAUGGACAGGAGACGUUUUGGGUCGGGAGCUCUUGAUCAGUCUUAAGAAUCGAAACGCUGCCUCUCCAUAGUCUCCACAGAUGCUGCCUGAUCUGCUGAGUUACUCCAGCACUUUGUGUUUUGCUGUGGUAUAAAUUGGGUGUGUUUUUUUGAUGGCUGGUGUUGGAACAGAACAUCAUGUAUAUAAUCUACAUGAUGUUCUAGUCUCACCGAUGUAGAAUCCACAAUUCUACAUCGGUGAGACUAAGCGGAGGUUGGGCUAUCGUUUCGCCGAACACCUCCGCUCGGUCCGCAAGAAACUACCUGACCUCCCAGUGGCUCAGCACUUCAACUCCCCCUCCCAUUCCCAAUCCGACCUCUCUGUCCUGGGUCUCCUCCAUUGCCAGAGUGAGCGACACCGGAAAUUGGAGGAACAGCACCUCAUAUUCCGCUUGGGGAGCCUGCAUCCGACGGGCAUGAACAUUGAAUUCUCCCAAUUUUAACCAUAUAACCAUAUAACAAUUACAGCAUGGAAACAGGCCAUCUCGGCCCUACAAGUCCAUGCCGAACAAAUUUUUUCCCCUUAGUCCCACCUGCCUGCACUCAUACCAUAACCCUCCAUUCCCUUCUCAUCCAUAUGCCUAUCCAAUUUAUUUUUAAAUGAUACCAAUGAACCUGCGUCCACCACUUCCACUGGGAGCUCAUUCCACACCGCUACCACUCUCUGUGUAAAGAAGUUCCCCCUCAUAUUACCCCUAA
This is a messenger RNA of Leucoraja erinaceus (little skate), 2124 nucleotides long. Its product is annotated as M1-specific T cell receptor beta chain-like. Gene Ontology annotation, biological process: adaptive immune response. The transcript is spliced from 5 exons. NCBI's taxonomy places the organism in Eukaryota, Metazoa, Chordata, Chondrichthyes, Rajiformes, Rajidae. Gene Ontology annotation, molecular function: signaling receptor activity. The record is from RefSeq and is a predicted model, not a curated record. The coding region runs from base 523 to 1158 and encodes 211 amino acids. Gene Ontology annotation, cellular component: membrane.